Exserohilum turcica Et28A is the source of this 1106-nucleotide messenger RNA. RefSeq lists its product as uncharacterized. The transcript has 2 exons. Bases 1 to 750 code for a protein of 249 amino acids. NCBI's taxonomy places the organism in Eukaryota, Fungi, Ascomycota, Dothideomycetes, Pleosporales, Pleosporaceae. The record is from RefSeq and is a predicted model, not a curated record.
AUGAACGCCGAGGCAUACCUGCGCAAGCAGGGCUGGCAGGGCUCCGGCCACUCGCUCGACACGAGCGGCCGGGGUAUUAAGAAGCCGCUUCUUAUCGCGCACAAGAACGACCAGCUGGGGCUCGGCAAAAAGAAAGCUGCGCAUACAACAGACGACCAGUGGUGGAUGCGGGCUUUUGAUCAGAGCCUGCAAGCUAUCGGCACGGGUCAAGAUAGCACACUCGACCAGAUUCGUACCAAGGGCAUCAACCGCGGCGGUUUAUACGGCUUCUUCGUAAAGGGUGAGCAAAUAGAGGGCACUAUCGGAGACACCUCAGCGACCACCACGGAUGCAUCGAACCCCUCGUCUGGCACCAACACGCCUCCGACCUCUGCCUCUGAUACCGAGGCGCCCACGAAGACCUUGGACAAGAAGAGCAAGCGCAAGCGGGAAGAAACGGAAGCAGAUGAUAAGAAGAAGAGCAAAAAGUCAAAAGAUGAGUCGCGAAACUGUCUCAAGUUAAAAGCCAGUGACAAUGGGCAAGAUGCUAUCGCGAAGAAGUUGGCGAAGCUGAAACCAACGGAAAAGGCCGAAUACGAGGCACGCGCGGCAGCAAAGGGCCAGACGCUGGAGCAGUACGUCCUCCGCCGUAUCCAGAAGAAGAUGGAAAAGAAUGCAGCCGAAAGAAGCGAUGCGACCAAGGCAAAGAAACUAAAGGACGCAGUCAAGAAGAAAGAGAAGAAGAGCAACCAUGCAGCCAAAGAGCAGUAGAUGUAGCACAAAUCAAGCCCAAAAGCCAGAGACAGAAGCAGAACAAGAUGCAUCCUACGUGCAUGCUCUGGCGAGUCGUGUCACACGUCCGGACGGAACGACAUUCCAAAGGCCUCGCCCACCUGUAUUACCUCGCGACUCAGGGCGGUACGUCACCAUCCUUGGCCACGCCGCAAGACCCUUGAGCGAGAAUGAAAUAUCAGACCACAAUGCGGGGUUUGGCCAAAGGACAUGGGCAUGAUGAAACUGACUCAAGGCGGGCGCGCGGACCGAUCAAAAGAGCGUCGUGUGUCUCUAACCACGUCAGGAAUUUUGCGCGACAUCGGAACUGGCAUAUGCCAUCCGUGUGUGUGGGU